Messenger RNA from Hemiscyllium ocellatum (epaulette shark), 965 nucleotides. RefSeq names its product histone H4. Gene Ontology annotation, biological process: nucleosome assembly. The record is from RefSeq and is a predicted model, not a curated record. Lineage: Eukaryota; Metazoa; Chordata; Chondrichthyes; Orectolobiformes; Hemiscylliidae. The transcript has a single exon. Gene Ontology annotation, cellular component: nucleosome. Bases 1 to 312 code for a protein of 103 amino acids. Gene Ontology annotation, molecular function: protein heterodimerization activity; DNA binding; structural constituent of chromatin.
AUGUCUGGAAGAGGUAAAGGAGGCAAAGGCCUGGGAAAAGGCGGAGCGAAGCGGCACCGCAAAGUGCUCCGUGAUAACAUCCAGGGCAUCACGAAACCAGCCAUCCGGCGCCUGGCUCGCCGUGGCGGGGUCAAGCGCAUCUCGGGCUUGAUCUACGAGGAGACCCGCGGGGUGCUGAAGGUUUUCCUGGAGAAUGUGAUCCGGGAUGCGGUCACCUACACUGAGCACGCCAAGCGCAAGACGGUCACCGCCAUGGAUGUGGUGUACGCUCUGAAACGCCAGGGCCGCACUCUCUAUGGAUUCGGCGGCUGAGCAUAAAGCGACCCUUUUCCAGCGAACCCAAAGGCUCUUUUCAGAGCCACCCAAAUUCUCCCAAUAGAGCGUGUAGACCUGAGGACGGUGAAGAUAGUGCAUACCGAGAACGUAGUAUAGUGUUGCCGGUUGUUUCAUAUAUGUCGUAACUUUUAAAAUUAUUUCCGUUCCGAAAAUUUACUAACACCGUAUUCUGCGGUAUAGCAGAGAGCAUUCGGAGAGGUCGGUUCACAUUGUUGCUGUUUACCGUGGCGAAUGGCAAGUAUUCCUCUAGUGUAGAUGAGAGGCUAUUCGGCCGAUCGAUAUUCUACUGUUGUGCAACCUGAUUAUUCCAUGUAAAGAAUCGUGACUUGUAAUUGUAAGAUGUAGCAGCAGUAUUCGGCCAUUCUGCCCAUCCAGCUUGUUCUGCCAUUCGAUCAUGGCUGAUAUUUCUCAAAUUUCCCGUACCCUUCUAUCCUCUUUUAUUCGUGAAUACCUGUCCACCUCACUAAUGAUAUCAAUGUGUACUUGGCCAUGCAUGCCAUGAAUGAUUUGUUUUUAUUUCUUGUGAAACCCAGGCAUUAAUGUUACAUAUUACAAUAUUUAUAUUUCCCAGGCAUAACACUCAACUCAGUUUUGUUACUUGGAGCCCGCAGAUGUGUUAUUGGGCGGGU